Mugil cephalus (flathead mullet) is the source of this 3580-nucleotide messenger RNA. It is a transcript of the gene slc44a2, whose product is annotated as solute carrier family 44 member 2. The transcript has 22 exons. Gene Ontology annotation, molecular function: choline transmembrane transporter activity. Gene Ontology annotation, cellular component: membrane. Bases 129 to 2657 code for a protein of 842 amino acids. Gene Ontology annotation, biological process: choline transport; transmembrane transport. The record is from RefSeq and is a predicted model, not a curated record. Lineage: Eukaryota; Metazoa; Chordata; Actinopteri; Mugiliformes; Mugilidae.
CUCGCCUUUGAUUUGGGAUCGCCUCCCUGCUCCAUUGCUGGAUCACUCGUCGUUAUUGAUGAUUUCUUGCCUCGACAUUUCCAUGGUAACUGUCCUGUCUAAGGUCUGAUCAGCAGCGGUGUGCGGCAAUGGAGAAUGGAGAAGAGAAAAAACCCGACCCUAAAUACGGGCAGUCCAGGGAGUUUGACCCAAACUUUAAAGGUCCGAUCCAAAACAGGGGCUGCACAGAUGUCACCUGCUGCAUUCUCUUCAUCUUGGCCUUAUUGGGGUACUUUGCAGUUGGUAUUAUUGCUUGGUCUCAGGGUGACCCCAGAAAAGUGAUCUACCCCACAGACAGCAGAGGGCAGUUCUGUGGACAAGCUGGAACACCCUUGGCGAACAAACCCCUUCUGUUCUAUUUCAACAUCCUGAAAUGUGCCAGUCCUCUGGUGCUGCUGGAGUUCCAGUGUCCCACUCCACAGCUAUGUGUGGAAAGCUGUCCUAACAGGUAUCUCAAAUUGAGCAAUGUCAUGAAAGGCGAGGACCGUGAAUACUACAGAAAGUACUGCAAGGAAGGAGUGAACUUCACCACCAUGUCUGUUCCUGAGAUCCUGAGGGAUCGCUUGUGUCCUGGUAUUCUGAUGCCCAGUAAAGCAUUCACGCGUCGAUGCCUUCCUGCCCUGGGAACGAUGAAAGGUGGUGUGGUGGUGGUCGGCAACGUGACCAGUUUUAUCGGUGAAGGAGACCAAAAUGUCAAUGCUAGUGACGUGCUGGAGGCGUCAAAGAAAUCAAAUGUUGUUGUAGAAGCUCGUCAAGUCGCCAUGAGAAUCUUUGAGGACUACACUCAGUCUUGGCACUGGAUAUUACUCGGUCUGGUGAUAGCCAUGGUUGUGAGCCUGAUUUUCAUCGUCCUGCUGCGCUUCUUGGCUGGCGUCAUGAUUUGGAUCAUGAUUGUUUCGGUUAUUCUGGUGAUUGGAUAUGGUAUUGUCCACUGUUACAUGGAGUUUGCCAGUCUGAAGGGACAACCUGGUGCUGACGUCACCAUCCGUGACCUGGGCCUGCAGACGGACUUCUCUGUGUACCUGCAGAUCAGGCAGACCUGGCUGGCUUUCUUGAUCAUCCUGGCUAUUGUGGAGAUCAUCAUUAUUCUCCUCCUCAUCUUCCUGAGGAAGAGAAUCAUGAUCGCCAUCGCCCUCAUCAAAGAAGCCAGCAGGGCUGUUGGCCACAUUAUGUCAUCGCUGUUCUACCCACUGCUGACUUUCACCCUUCUGGCUUUGGUGAUUGCUUACUGGGCAAUUACUGCCGUUUUCUUAUCCACGUCUAAUGAGCAGGUGUACAAAGUGUUCAAUGAGACUGACUGUCCGUAUUCACGAGACACCUGCAACCCUGAGACAUUCAACGCAUCCAAUGUUUCAACGGUGUGCCCAGAUGCAGAGUGUUUGUUUGCCUUCUACGGCGGUGAGACUCUCUACCACAGAUACCUUAUCCUGUUUCAGUUCUACAACGUCUUCCUCUUUUUCUGGUGUGCCAACUUUGUGACGGCCCUGGGCCAGGUCACUCUGGCAGGGGCCUUUGCCUCGUAUUACUGGGCCUUCAAAAAGCCGGACGAUAUCCCCGCCUACCCCAUCUACUCCUCUCUGGGACGCGCUCUCAGAUACCACACAGGCUCCCUUGCUUUUGGCUCUCUGAUCCUGUCUCUGGUCCAAGUCAUCAGGGUCCUUUUGGAGUAUCUGGAUCACAAGUUAAAAGGCGCUCAGAACAAGUUUGCUAAACUUAUGCUGAAGUGCAUGAAGUGCUGCUUCUGGUGUCUGGAGAAAUGUAUCAAGUUCCUGAACAGAAAUGCCUACAUCAUGAUUGCAAUCUAUGGAAAGAGCUUCUGUACCUCAGCUCGAGACGCUUUCUUCCUUCUUAUGAGGAACAUUGUCAGGGUGGCUGUUUUAGACAAAGUGACUGACUUCCUCCUGUUUCUUGGGAAGCUCCUUAUCGUUGGCAUUGUGGGGAUCUUCUCUUUCUUCUUUUUCUCUGGGAGAAUCAAAGCUGUAGAGGAGGCGGCGCCAUCUCUUAAUUACUAUUGGGUGCCAAUACUGACCCUGGUAGUGGGAUCCUACCUGAUCGCCCAUGGCUUCUUCAGUGUGUACGCCAUGUGUGUGGACACUCUGUUCCUCUGCUUCUGUGAGGACUUGGAAAGAAAUGACGGCUCUCCUGAAAGGCCUUACUUCAUGUCCCCUGAGCUGCACGAGAUCCUCUCCAAAGCACAGAGGGUGGAGGAAGACCACAAUGGUGUUGAGCAGGCAGAUGCUGCAAAAGCAAUGGCCGAUGUGAAACUGGAGGAGGAAACGCCUCUGCAGCAUCAGCAGGAUGGAGAGAUCCAGCUGAAACAGCAGACGGUGCUCAAGCAGGACAAUGAGGAGGAGCAGCCCCUGCAGUCCAAGAUGGAUGCUGAAGAGGCACAAGAGGAGAAUACUGAAGAACAAAAAGCCAGUCAAGUGGAGGAAUCUGAAAACAAGGAAGAGCCAGAAGUGAACGAAGUGGCUGAAAAGCAGGAGCUGAAACCAGAGGAAAAGACAGAGGAGGUGCCAGCUGCACCCGUGGAGGCUGAGAAAGAGAAGACUGGUGAAAGUAAAGAGGACAAAGAGAAGCCUGAGGAAGAUAAUCCUCUGUCAGCUCCACAGGAGUAAACGCAGAAAACAAGUGAAGCCUGGUAAACAUCAUGAAGCUUAAAGAAAGAGAGAUGUGUCCUUACAACCUUGUAAUAUGGACCCAUUAAAUGUACAGCAGACGACAAGCUAAACUUUAAGAUUGCUUUGCUAUGUGAGUGGAGUGACGUAUUCCUGGAGAAGGUCAAAGCAGGUCAAAAGCCCAGUGCAUCUCUGUAGCUUGACAAAAAAAAUGCUCUAUUGUGUUGGUUUUAGAACAGUGUUGGUUUUUAUAUUGUGAAGAUCUGUAGAACAUUGUGAGUGCUGAACCUGUGCCUGAUUACUGUCACUGAUACUUGUUUGUCUUAAUCCUGUUAACAAAUGCACUACAGAACCACUUAAGUACCGUGUUUACAGUCAGAGCAAACACAUCACAAUCGAUGGUGAAUCUCUUUCACUGUUUACAAUAAUACCAGCUGACGCCAAAAUGUUUCAGACAUAUUUGAUAUACUGUAUGUUGGGCCGUUUUUUCCUAUGGGACUCGUGUAUAUACAGUAGUGUACGUCUAUUAUGUAUUUUUCAGCUUCAGUCUAGUAGAGAUCCUCACCGUGAUGGGAUCCCUUAUCUUGUAUUGCCACCUUCUUGCCUUGGUAUUUCGGACAGGCGUAAGUGCUGUGAUUGUGUUGCCAUGAUGCAGUCAUCAUGACCUCUCAGACUCUGCAGACCCCUUCCAAGCGUUUACUGACUCCGCCUGCCUCACUCUUUCCCUCCCCUUGAUCUGUCUCUCUUUCUAAGGACCUGGCCUUCUGAAUGCUUGCAACUAACAACUUAAGUCUCUGAAUGCUUUUCUACCUUUUCUCUUGUUUGUCACUUUGUGAAAGAUGUGAAUUGACUUCCCACUGAAAUUACUGAUGACAUUCCAUAUUUAUUGGAUGUAAUUCUCCAUUAAAAUUGAUUGUAUGUAA